GGUGGUUGUGGCUACUAGUCCGAAGUCCGUCCAACGUCAAUGUUUUUAUUUUUAAAAUAGAAAUCAAGAAUAUGAGCCACUGUGAAUUCUACAAAUAGAUAAUCUAAUUUUAAAUCAUAAUCUAGAAACAACGUGCUAGAAAAUUCUGUGCCAAAAAAUUUAUAUAUGCAGGUGUGUGAUCCGGCAUAUUCUUUAAUAGGUAACCACAAAAAUGACCAUGGAAAACGAAACGCAAGCCGAAACUUUUAAAGAAGAAGGAAACGUCGCUUUUAAGAAGGAAGAUUGGGGCAAAGCAAUCGACUUCUAUACAAAAGCUAUAAAUAUAACCAAAGAAGAAUCACGAAAUUUGUCUAUUUACUACAAAAAUCGUGCUGCUGCUUACUUGAAACAAGAACAGUAUGAAGCCGCACUAGAAGAUUGCGAUAAAUGUUUGAAGAUAGUUCCUAUGGACCCCAAAGCGCUAUUCAGACGUUGUCAAGCUUUAGAAGCAUUAAAAAGGUAUGAAGAAGCAUACCGAGAUGCGACACAAAUAUUCAAAGACGAUCCUACAAACAAACAAAUUCAACCAAUUCUUGAAAAUCUUUUUAAAAUCGUACAAGAAAGAGCUAGGCAAAACGAACAAACUAGUAGUAAGUUGGAAAGUAUGACGAAAAUAGCGUUCGAUUUAGAAGAGACGAAAGAUAAACGCGAGACUGCUAUGAACAAUCUUUUGGUAAUCGCGAGACAGCAUGCUGGUGCUGAACUGAUGGUGAGAUCACCGGUUGUACAUCAAAUCAAAAGGAUUAUUAAAGUUGAGAAAAACAAAGAAAUAAUCACCACGGGCAUUCGCAUAAUCGGAGAACUCUGUAAACACAACGAAACUCGUACUAAAAAAGUGUUAGAAAUCGUCGGCAUACCUUGGUUUUUAGAAAUCCUCGAUGCUGAUGACGAAAAACAAGUAAACGCUGCAGAACAUUGCAUACAAACUAUUCUAAACGCAUUUUCCGGCAUGGAAAACCGCCCGGAUACUAAACCAAAAAAAGAACUGGUGGAAAAAAACAAGAAACAAAUAGAUGUGUUACUUUCUUGUUUGGUGAAAUCUAUCGACAAUCGAAUCAUCUCGGGUCUAGCUAGAGAUGCUUUAAUUGAACUUAUCAUGAGAAAUAUUCACUACGAUCAGUUAUCUUGGGCUGAACAAGUGAUCGACAUAAAUGGCGUCGAAAAAUUAAUGGAAUGCGCCAGCGAAUUAGAGGAAUAUAAGUACGAAAGCGCGAUGAACAUCACGAAAUCAACUUCCACCAUAGCAGCUGUUUGUUUAGCUAGAAUAAACGAGAAUAUGUACUACGAUCAAUUACGUGAAAAAUUUAUGGAAAGGAUCGAAAAUUAUAUUAAAAGAAAAUUGUUGACACCUGAUAUCGAGUCUAAAGUAAGAGUUGCUGCUGCUCUCACUUCUCUACUAAGAGGGCCUCUGGAUGUAGGCAAUGCUUUGAUUGGUAAAGAGGGCAUCAUGGAAAUGAUCUUGGUUAUGGCGAAUACAGAGGACGAGCUGCAACAGAAAGUUGCUUGCGAAUGUAUUAUAGCAGCUGCUAGCAAAGCAGACAAAGCUAAAGCUAUAAUUAAUCAGGGUAUAGAUAUUUUGAAACAUCUAUACAAAAGUAAGAACGAUCAUAUCCGAAUUCGAGCUCUAGUUGGUUUGUGUAAGUUGGGUAGUAGUGGAGGUACUGACGCUUCUUUGAAACCGUUUGCAGAAGGUUCUUCGUUGAAGCUGGCUGAAGCUUGUCGUCGGUUCCUCUUGCAUCCGGGUAAGGAUGCGGAUAUUCGUAAAUGGGCUGCAGAGGGACUGUCAUACCUUACUCUUGAUGCCGAAGUGAAAGAGAAGCUUAUAGAAGAUAAACCGGCGUUGCAGGCGUUGGUGGAGUUGGCGAAAAGCGGUGACCAGUCUGUUUUGUUUGGGGUUAUAACGACUUUGGUGAAUUUGUGUAAUGCAUAUGAAAAACAGGAAGUGAUCCCGGAAAUGAUCGAACUCGCGAAAUUCGCCAAGCAACACAUACCGGAAGAACACGAUCUCGACGAUCCCGAUUUCGUUGACAAACGUAUUCAAGCUCUCGCUCACGCUAAUGUGACCACGGCUUUAGUGGCGCUAUCGAAAACGGAGAGCAACAAUUCGAAGGAGCUGAUCGCGAGAGUUUUUAAUGCGCUCUGUAGUCAGCCGGACAUCAGGGGAAUAGUGGUGGCUCAAGGGGGUAGCAAAGUGUUGCUGCCGUUGGCUCUUAAUGGUACCGAGAAGGGGAAGAGGCAAGCGGCUCAAGCUUUGGCUAGGAUAGGCAUAACAAUAAACCCCGAAAUCGCCUAUCCCGGUCAACGCGUCCUAGAAGUCAUCCGCCCUUUGGUCAAUUCCCUUCAUCCAGACUGUUCCGGUUUGGAAAAUUUCGAGGCUUUGAUGGCGUUGUGCAAUAUCGCGCAAAUGAGUGAAUCGGCGAGAGCGAGAAUAAUUUCUGAAGGAGGGUUUUCGAAAAUUGAACACUACAUGUUCGAAGACCACGUGCAUAUAUCCAGAGCUGCGGUGCAGUGUAUGUGCAAUAUGACGCAAAGCGAUGCGGUUAUUAAGAUGUUUGAAGGGGAUAAUGAUAGGGUAAAAUUCGCGGUAUCAAUGUGCUUAGACGAAGACAAAGACACCGCGAUGGCCGCAGCUGGCAUGCUAUGCAUCAUCACCGGUGCCAGCAACAAAUGCUGUUUAAAAAUGUUCGACUCUAAGAACUGGCUGGACUGUUUACACAGCAUGUUGCUCAAUCCAGACUUACAGAUGCAAUACAGGGGAGUUUGCGUGAUGCACAACAUCGUAUCCGCGUCCAAAGAAUGCGCGGAAAAGUUAAUAGACACCGAUAUUUUAGAAAUAAUGAUGGCCCUAUCGAAGUUGCCUCCGUACGAUGGUAGAGAAAAGAUCGUCGAAAUCGCUGGACUUACGUUGCAAGAAGCCGAACGGUGGGGGGUUAUAAAGAAACCUGGAGAAGACGAUGAUGAUUAAAUGAUAGUUUUAUCACUUUUGAAGAAGAUUCAAAACUGACUUGAAAGUAUUUUUAAUCUUCUUCAGAGGAUCCCAAAGUGUUUAUUAGUGUGUGGUAAGUUAAAAUCUUAACCAAUUUGUCAAUUUUACUCGUUCUAUAGGGUGUUUAAAUUUUGAGAUGUUGAAACUUUUGAAACUUUUUUCUAAGAUUAAAAACUCGAA
Psylliodes chrysocephalus is the source of this 3205-nucleotide messenger RNA. The record is from the annotation of a GenBank genome assembly. NCBI's taxonomy places the organism in Eukaryota, Metazoa, Arthropoda, Insecta, Coleoptera, Chrysomelidae.